Molecule: messenger RNA, 1362 nt
Organism: Lacerta agilis (Sand lizard)
Lineage: Eukaryota; Metazoa; Chordata; Lepidosauria; Squamata; Lacertidae
Gene: PSMB8
Product: proteasome 20S subunit beta 8
Exons: 7
Coding region: 1-1245 (414 amino acids)
Cellular component (GO): proteasome core complex
Molecular function (GO): threonine-type endopeptidase activity
Source: RefSeq, a predicted model, not a curated record
AUGACCCUCGGGUCCAAUGGGGGUCCAAGUUCUGACGCCAGUUGGAAGGCUGCAAGCAAGAGCCGCACUCUCCCCAAUUGGGAGCUCUCCAGGAACUGGCAGAGGCAUUUACUGCUUCACAUGGUGGUGGUGAUUCUCCCGCCCCCUACAACCAAGGGGGUGGAGUGUGGGGUCUGUUUGGAUAGGGAACCCUCGGUGCGCGCCUCUCCCCAGCCGUGCGCCCUGCUCCUUCGCCGACCUCUCCAAGCGCGCCCUUGCCCAUCCCCGACGUGGCGCACGGAGGGAAGCGGGGAGGGAGGAGCAGAGAGGUGGCGGGGGGAGACAGGGAGAGGCGACACUGGUCGGGCGCUGCCGCUUUCGCUUUCACUUAGAAGAAAGAGGCGAAGCGGCGAUGGCGCUCCUCGACGUUUGCAGACUGGAGCGCGGCGCCUGGGACUGGAACCCGCUCGGAGAGCCGACACCCCGCGGCCGGGGGCAGCCGGGCAUUACGCUUUCGGGGUGGAGAAGCCCCAGAUCGCCGUGCCCCCCGGGAGGCAGCCUUCUGAUUUCCUGCAGACCCACUGCGAGGGCAGCGGCAACAACGGGCAGCGGAUUGAGCUGGAGCAUGGCACCACCACAAUGGCCUUCACUUUCCAGCAUGGCGUCAUCGUCGCCACCGAUUCCCGGGCAUCGGCUGGCACCUACAUCAGUGAAAAGUUGUUCAACAAAGUGAUUGAGAUCAACCCCUACUUGUUGGGCACCAUGUCUGGGAGUGCUGCAGACUGCCAGUACUGGGAGCGACUCCUGGCCAAAUACUGCAGAUUGUACUACUUACGCAACAAGGAGCGAAUCAGCAUCUCGGCUGCUUCCAAACUGCUGGCCAACAUGCUUGCUGAGUACAAGGGGAUGGGGCUGUCUGUGGGGAGCAUGCUGUGCGGCUGGGACAAGAAGGUUCUUCCUUUUUUUUCUAGGGUCCCUGGACUUUACUACAUAGAUAGUAAUGGGGUACGCCUGGGUGGCCCCCUCUUUUCCACGGGAAGUGGGAACUGCUAUGCCUAUGGGAUCCUGGACAGCGGCCAUCGCCCCGAUCUCAGCGUGGAGGAGGCCUACGAACUCGGCAGGAAGGCCAUCUCGUACGCCACCCACCGCGACGCCUACUCAGGCGGUGUGGUGAACAUGUAUCACAUGAAGGAAGACGGCUGGAUCCGGGUCGGGCGCACAGAUGUCAGCGAUCUGCUCCACCAGUACGCCGAAGAAAAGAAGUGAGCAGCCGGGAACCACAAGGAACGCCAGAUAGGCUUCAGCACUCAGGGGCAAAGGGCAGAAAGGGACAGAGCUACAUUUAUGACGGGGCAGCAAUAAAGUAUUUUUAUUGAUAAAGUC